Linum tenue is the source of this 138-nucleotide messenger RNA. The record is from the annotation of a GenBank genome assembly. NCBI's taxonomy places the organism in Eukaryota, Viridiplantae, Streptophyta, Magnoliopsida, Malpighiales, Linaceae.
AUGUACAGAAAAAGAGGAAUCCCAGAAGUGCCUAACAAAUUAGAUGAAGUACAGAUUGACAACCAAUCCACACAGAUAGAGAUCAUGAUUACUGAAGAUAUCGAAGACAAGAACAACGGUGGAUCCAGAACACAGUAG